Messenger RNA from Pungitius pungitius (ninespine stickleback), 1507 nucleotides. RefSeq lists its product as uncharacterized. The record is from RefSeq and is a predicted model, not a curated record. Lineage: Eukaryota; Metazoa; Chordata; Actinopteri; Perciformes; Gasterosteidae. The transcript is spliced from 7 exons. Bases 586 to 1110 code for a protein of 174 amino acids.
CCCAGUUGACGUUAUAUUAGUUAGAAUGGUCAUGGUCUAUUAAAUGACAACUGAAUUCUCCCUCUCUCCAAAGCAGUUCUAACAAAUCCUGAACAUAAGUACAACGAAUGUUAUAUUUAUUUCAAAGUUGCGGUAUUAGACCGAGUUCAUGUUUGUUUGUUAUUCACGUAACACGUUAUAUAAUAUGAAUCGACUGUAACGUCACGUUACUCUGCGGAAAAUGAGAACAGCUGACAACAUUGACUAAUCGAACUUCUUCCCAGGUGGUUUGCAGUUACAUAGGGGCUUGUUAGAGACUAAAAACAGCCUGAACUGGAAAAAAUCCCAUCUUUACAUUACAGUCUUCAAGCGGCGACGGAUCACCUCGAUGCUGCUGCGCCAACUGGCGGACGGACGUCGGAUUUAGCGCCGUUGUUAUGAACGUAGCUUCAGUGGUGCAUUGUGGGAUACAAAAUGUCUCCCAAGAGUGCUGGCUAACGCUACUUUGCCAGAGAUACUUGCGAAUAAAUAUAUAUCUUUCUCUUCUUUCCGCCGUUAACGUGUCAGUGUUUAUAGAUGAUAGGGUAACGGUGUACUGCUAUCGCCAUGUCCACGAAAGCGGAGUCCAGGGUGUCCAGCUCCAGCUCCAGCUCCAGAACAGAUGAAAGGAAGAGAUCGAGCAGCACAGGUCGAGAAAAAACAAAACGGAAACGCAGUCGUAGUAGGUCUUCCUCGUCGUCCUCUUCUAGGUCAUCGUCAUCAUCUUCAUCCUCAUCGUCAUCUUCUUCGUCGGGCUCGUCAGACUCAUCCAGCAACAGUCGGAGUAGCUCUAGCAGUAGCGACUCUCACAGUAAACCCAGAAAGCAGUCUAAAAAAAGGAAAAAGGAGAAACCCAAAAAAAAAGUUAAGAAGGAAAAACGACACAAACGUAAAAAGGACAAGAAAGCAAAAGGGGGAGAGGAAAACUCGGGACCUGUACAAAUCUCCAAGUACUUGAAGGACAAGAAGAAGGGCAAGUACAGCAUGAUUUCAGGGAAGAAGAUAAAAAUGAAAGUAAAGAAGUCAAAAAAGGACAAACAGCGCGAUAAAAAUCGAGCAGAACUUCUUGAGUUCCUGAACUCCACUCUGUGAUGCGUCUUUGGACGGCAGUGAUAGUGCUCAGAUCCUUCUUGCAGAACUCAGGAAACAACAACUCAGCUUUUCAGGAGAACAACAAUGAAGAGUUUUCUGAGAGAUGAUGACAUCUUGCAUUGACUCACAGGGCCUGAUGGGGCAAAGAAGCUGCGUUCAGAACACUUGCCUGAUUUUCCCCAUGGCCCCGUCCAGCUGGAGGAUUCUUCAGCUUUCUUUGUGGUUUGAACUUAUGGUCCCACCCCCUUGAACAGUGUACUCCACCGUUAAAACAUCUUACUCCUCUGACAUCGGAUCACCGUGGACCAGAGAUGUUUUCUUCUUCCAUCUUUUUUUAUUUCAUUGUUCUUCCAAACCAGCUGCCCACAUCACCCAGAAUGCAACUUGUCAGGCCUCA